GCCCACUCUGAGUCGCCGCUGCCAGCUCUCUCACUCAAUAUUGCUUUGUGCUUUCGCUUCGGUCUGCACGCUGGUCGGAUUUCUGGACAGCAAGUCAAAAUACCGAAACCUGCAAGACUGUGCGGUGAUACAGGUGAUGACGCGCGAGGAAAGGAAGCGUUUGAUUGUGUUGGUGACGGGCGCGAAUGGGGGUAUUGGCUUUGGUACAUGCCACCGCUUGCUCGUCCAGCUGUCUCAGCGUCGCCCGCCAGAUGCGCAACCCUUCUUCACGUCUGUGCUCCCGUCGAGCGAGUUGCCGUCGGUCGAGCCAGCAUGCGACCUAACUAUCAUCAUGGCCUGCCGGAGCACCCAGCGUGCUGAAGAGGCGCGACAAAAAUUCUCCAAAGAAGCGUCACAAAAGUACCCGUACAUCUCACAUACAAUCUGCAACGCUGGUCUUGCGACAUUCAGCCACCUACACUUUCUUGUCUUCUUUAAACAAUGCUUCGAAUCGCCACUCAAGGCCGUGAAGCACCCCAUGUUCAACAUACAAAAGGUCGGGGUGUUAAGUCCAGAUAAUCUGGGCAUGGUAUGGCAAUGUAACAUCUUCGGCCAUUAUGUCCUCUUCCGUUCUCUCCAACCGCUUCUCUCCGCGUGGACCGCCCGAUGUCCCUCUGAGCCAGCUCGUGUUCUGUGGAUGUCCUCCCUCACGAAGGUCGCGACGUCCUACCAAGCAUCCAAGGCCCAGCUGGACCUAAUGGUUUGGGAGCUCAGCAAGCAGGCGAAGGCGAAUAGAAGCGACGUCCAGCACUAUAUCGUGACUCCCGGAAUCACUGCGACGAACGUUGCGGCUGCCCUUCUAAGACCGUAUAUACUUGAAUUGCUGAUGAUUGCGUUCUUCUACUUCUGUCGCUUCAUCGGGUCGCCCCACGUGCUCUUCUCAACAUACAAGGCUUCCGUUGCUGCUUCACACAUCACCCUCACACCUUCUCGGUACAUCCCAUCCACCGCCGCUGCGCACAACGCCGCUCGAGCAAAGGCGCAGAACGGCUACGGCGCGACGGCGAAUGGAAGCACCCAAAUAGUGUUCCCCAAGUUCAGCGCCGCCAACGAGCGGUGGGGGAGGGAGUACGUCCAUAUUGAGCCUGUGACGGUUUGGGAGCAACACCCGGACGAGGGCGCACGAGCGAUCGAACGAUGCGAGAGAUUGUAUCAGGCGUUUCUGGAGAAGGAGAAGGCGGGCGUGAACGGGACGGCGAACGGACAUGCAUGACGAGGCCUUGGGGAUCUAAGUGCUUGCAUACUACGAUUGUCAUAUUUUACCGCAAUUUAGGAUGUAUGCGUGUCGACGACUCUGAGUAUUCUGAACGCACAGCUUAGCUGCAAUAAUAUUGCUAUGACG
Messenger RNA from Fomitopsis serialis, 1381 nucleotides. RefSeq lists its product as uncharacterized. The coding region runs from base 137 to 1252 and encodes 371 amino acids. Gene Ontology annotation, cellular component: endoplasmic reticulum membrane; lipid droplet; mitochondrial outer membrane. The record is from RefSeq and is a predicted model, not a curated record. Gene Ontology annotation, molecular function: 3-beta-hydroxysteroid 3-dehydrogenase (NADP+) activity. NCBI's taxonomy places the organism in Eukaryota, Fungi, Basidiomycota, Agaricomycetes, Polyporales, Fomitopsidaceae. The transcript has 7 exons.